AUGAACAGCUUUGAAGAGGUUUUGGCUGAACAGGUACGCCUGUACAGACAUCUUUAUGAUCCGUCUAUGCGUGAUCAUAAGGACAGCCAGAUGGCAAAUAACUCUUGGCGUGAAAUUGCAACCACCGUGGGGAAGGAAGAAAGUGUUUGCAAGAAGGUCUGGAAGAAUCUAUGCGACAAGUUUGUAAAGGCCAAAAAGAGAGGUCAGGGUAAACGUGGAGACCCAGGUGGAGUAAAACAUGUACCACCAAUCCUCUUGGAGCUUGGCUGGUUAUUACAAUUUGUGAAACACCGGGAAACGGAUUCAAAUAUGGACGAUGAGGAGGAACAGAGUGUGGCCCCCAGUCAUCAGCUGGAAAGCAGAUGGAAAGUGCUGGAAAGCAGCACUACUGAAAAUUGCUCAUCAUCAUCAUCCUCCUCAACAGUGCCUUCACCACUUCCUUCACCAGUUCCUACCUCACCGGUUCCCCUUGACCUGUGUGCUGCCCAGACAGCUGCACCUAGAUGUACAACCUCUCCCUGCACAGAUACAUCUUCACCUUCACCUUCACAAAGCAUCUUGGUUCAUUCGCCGACAUUGCUAGCAGAUUCGGCACGUAAGAGAAAACGGAACACUGAGGAUGUUCUUUUGAAGAGAUUGGAGAGGUUGGACCAGGAAAGAGAAAUGGCCAGGCAACAGGACAAUGAGGACCACAGAUUUGGCGCUGUGCUUGCAGACAUGUUGUCUCAAGUUGACCCAGAAGAGAAGACGCGUGUAAAGUUCAGGCUUUUUCAAGUUCUUUUUGAGGUUCUGGACAAGCAGACAGCUUGA
Messenger RNA from Onychostoma macrolepis, 810 nucleotides. RefSeq names its product transcription factor Adf-1-like. Gene Ontology annotation, cellular component: transcription regulator complex; nucleus. The record is from RefSeq and is a predicted model, not a curated record. Bases 1 to 810 code for a protein of 269 amino acids. The transcript is spliced from 2 exons. Lineage: Eukaryota; Metazoa; Chordata; Actinopteri; Cypriniformes; Cyprinidae. Gene Ontology annotation, molecular function: DNA binding. Gene Ontology annotation, biological process: regulation of transcription by RNA polymerase II.